CCGGUAAAUCCCCGCCUUUGUUCAUGCGCGGUGUCUGUAUUUUUAUCUAGUUAGCAUUCUAGCAUUUGCGUCGUCGAAAUAAAUUCCUAGCAAUGUUUCUUUGUUCUUUCGAUUCGACAGGGCCAUUUACUUGAAUCGUAUAUUAUAAAUGCGAUGUACGCACGGUUAGUAGCUUUGCGCUGUUAGAAUCGACCGUACUAGUUUCGGUUGUUCGUGAUGUUUUUACCCUUAACAUGGAGACAAAACGAGGGGAGAUACCUAACGGCGUACUGGACGACCUUUGUAGUCGCUUUAUUUUGCACAUCCCCAGUGAAGAGAGGGACAAUGCCAUCAGAGUUUGCUUCCAGAUUGAACUCGCCCAUUGGUUUUACCUGGACUUCUGCAUGCAGAAUGCACCAGGAUUACCUCAGUGUGGGAUAAGGGACUUUGCCAAGGCUGUUUUUAAUCACUGUCCAUUCCUGCUGCCACAAGGAGAGGAUGUUCAGAAGGUUUUAGAGCAAUGGAAGGAGUAUAAAAUGGGUGUGCCUACUUUUGGUGCAAUAAUUCUUGAUGAAACGCUUGACAAUGUGUUGCUGGUCCAGGGCUAUCUGGCCAAGUCUGGCUGGGGUUUUCCUAAAGGGAAAGUGAAUAAAGAUGAAGCGUUUCAUGACUGCGCUGUGAGAGAGGUUUUGGAGGAGACAGGUUUUGAUAUCAGAGAUCGGAUCUGCAAAAAAACAUAUAUUGAGCAGAGAAUUUCAGAUCAGCUUGCGCGAUUGUAUAUUAUACCGGGAGUUCCUAAAGACACAAAGUUUAACCCCAAGACCAGAAAAGAAAUCAGGAACAUUGAAUGGUUUCCAAUGGACAAACUGCCCUGUCACAGGAAUGACAUGACGCCUAAAUCCAAGCUUGGACUAGCUCCAAACAAGUUUUUUAUGGUGAUUCCCUUUGUGAGACAGCUCAGAGAGUGGAUUGCCAAACGCAAAGGAGAGUCGACAAGCAGCGAUGAGGAUUUUGCGUCUAGUGGCAGCACACCGUCCAAACCUUUCCGCUUGAAGCCCAGAAGAUCUCAGCUGUUGGUGGAAGCAUCUCCAGGGUCAGGUGACAACUGGUCAAAGCAAAAACUGCAGAAACCUUUUGGACAAGCUGCCCAGAGUGAAUUAGUAGAUGUGCUUAAACCCAUGAGUCAGGUGAAAGGCAAUGGAAAGAAACAUCAGGACUCUCCAAACAUAAAGAAAAAAUCUAAUGGUGUGAGUCAGCUGAAAGAUAAGAAACUUCAGCCCAGAAGACUGCAAGACAACUUUGAAACUGAUGAAGCUGUUGAUGUAUAUGGUUUUAACGGACAGAUGUGUUUUGGAGAACAUGAAUGCGUCCUUUCCUCGCAGUCUUUCCUUAGUUUCAGAUUUGAUAGGGAGGCAAUCAUGAAAUCCUGCUUCGACUCCUGAACUCCUCUCAUUUUCCUCCUCUGUUUUAAGAGUCUCCUCAGCUGGGUUAAGAAACAUUGUGUGUUGGACCAAGACUACAUAAACUUUUAUCAUAAACAGAUAAAAGUUUUGAAUAACCUGGAUCUGAAAUGCAGUUAGCUUUAGUUUUUGGUAGUCUGAAUAUUUAUGCAAGUACUCGAUGUGCACAAUCAUGAGAAUGUCAUGAUAAAUCUUCACAUUUCAUAUCAUCACUUAGAAUUCUUUACUUUAUUUUCUGAACACAUUCGCUUUCUCUGAAUAAACACAGAUGAGUGUUAAUAUUGAUUUUGAGCCCCUGACGUUGUACCUCUGCUUGUGUUGUAUUGUGAACUAGCUGAGGAAAUCAUGCCUACAGUCACAUGACGGGUACGAUUCAGAUUGCUGUCAAUAUUACUCAUGCGAAUUCAAAACAUUAUCAUUUUAAGACCACAAUCAGCAAUUAUCUGCUUAGCUUAGACUUUCACAAGUGAUAUUUGUGCACAUGUUGCUACUGACAUUGUUUCUCUAUACUAAUAAUAAUGUCAUGUAUUAUGUGUUUCAGGUUUUUGGUAUUUUUUAUAUGUGAAAAUAUAAAUCCCUUUGAUUUUUAUAUAUAAGUGUAUGUUUGUGUGUGUGUGUAGAUUGUAUGUUUCAUCUGCUGCUGAGGUUGUAUGUAAGGUUUAUUUUUUUUCUCUUAAAGUAUUGUUAAAGUAUUUCUCUUUGUGACAGCACUGAUAUCUUUGGUAUCUCAGUUUACAGAACAGCAGUUUGAGUCACAUCAUCUAUGGUCUUCUUGAUUUUCUUUCUGUGCGAGAGUUUUUGUUUUGUCGUAAAUAAAGAUACUUUUUCAAAA
Misgurnus anguillicaudatus (oriental weatherfish) is the source of this 2271-nucleotide messenger RNA. The record is from RefSeq and is a predicted model, not a curated record. Lineage: Eukaryota; Metazoa; Chordata; Actinopteri; Cypriniformes; Cobitidae.